Chinchilla lanigera (long-tailed chinchilla) is the source of this 2275-nucleotide messenger RNA. RefSeq names its product proline dehydrogenase 1, mitochondrial. Gene Ontology annotation, cellular component: mitochondrion. The coding region runs from base 82 to 1884 and encodes 600 amino acids. Gene Ontology annotation, molecular function: FAD binding; proline dehydrogenase activity. The transcript is spliced from 14 exons. The record is from RefSeq and is a predicted model, not a curated record. NCBI's taxonomy places the organism in Eukaryota, Metazoa, Chordata, Mammalia, Rodentia, Chinchillidae.
CUUCUCGAGGGGGCGUGGCCUCUGAACGGGGCCGGCCGGUAUAUAUUUAAACGGCCCUGGCGCGUCCUCACCCUCCGAGUCAUGGCUCUCAGACGCGUCCUCUACUCGUUGAGUUCCCGCACGCCCGGCUUCGCUCCGUUGUCCACUGCGCCAGUGGCCCGCGAGCGGCCCACCGCCGACCCGGGGGCCCAGCUGGGAUGCGGGGCGGCCGAGGCAGCGCGACCGCCGGUGCCCGCUGUGGAUUUCGGCAACGCGCAGGAGGCAUACCGCAGCCGACGUAGCUGGGAGCUGGCGCGCAACCUGUUGGUGCUGCGCCUGUGCGCCUCGCCCACGCUGCUAGCGCGCCACGAGCAGCUGCUCCACAUUGCCAGGAAACUAAUGGGGCAGAGACUGUUCAAUAAGCUGAUGAAGAUGACUUUCUAUGGGCAGUUUGUGGCGGGUGAGGACCAGGAGUCCAUCCGACCCCUGAUCCAGCACAACAAGGCCUUUGGCGUUGGCUCCAUCUUGGACUAUGGAGUAGAAGAAGAUCUGAGCCCUGAGGAGGCGGAACGCAAGGAGAUGGAGUCCUGCACCUCUGCAGCAGAGAGGGAUGGCAGUGGGGCCAGUAAGAGGGAAAAGCAGUACCAGGCCCACCGUGCCUUUGGAGACCGCAGGGAUGGUGUCGUCAGUGCCCGCACCUACUUCUACGCCAAUGAAGCCAAGUGUGACAGCCACAUGGAGACCUUCCUGCGCUGCAUUGAAGCCUCAGGUGGAGCCAGCAAUGAUGGCUUCUCAGCCAUUAAGCUUACUGCACUGGGGAGACCCCAGUUUCUGCUGCAGUUCUCAGACGUGCUGACCAAAUGGAGACGGUUCUUCCACCAAAUGGCUGCAGAGCAAGGGCAGGCCGGGCGUGCUGCCAUGGAUACAAAGCUGGAGGUGGCGGCGCUGCAGGAAAGUGUUGUGAAGAUGGGCAUUGCACCCAGGGCUGAGAUAGAAGACUGGUUCACACCAGAGACCCUGGGAGUGUCCGGUACCGUGGACCUGCUGGACUGGAGCAGCCUCAUCAACAGCAGGACCCGCCUCUCCAGGCACCUGGUGGUCCCCAACAUGCAGACAGGGCAGCUGGAGCCACUGCUGUCACGGUUUACUGAAGAGGAGGAGCUGCAGAUGACACGGAUGCUACAGAGGAUGGAUAUGCUGGCCAAGAAAGCCAUGGAGGUGGGCGUGCGGCUGAUGGUAGAUGCCGAGCAGACCUACUUCCAGCCAGCCAUCAGCCGCCUGACACUAGAAAUGCAGCGCAAGUUCAAUGUGGAGAAGCCACUGAUUUUCAACACGUACCAGUGCUACCUCAAGGAUGCCUAUGACAAUGUGACCCUGGAUGUGGAGCUGGCUCGCCGAGAAGGCUGGUGUUUUGGGGCCAAGCUGGUACGUGGUGCCUAUAUGGCUCAGGAGCGUGCCCGUGCCUCGGAGAUUGGCUAUGAGGACCCCAUCAACCCCACUUAUGAGGCCACCAACACCAUGUACCACAGGUGCCUCGACUAUGUCCUGGAGGAGCUGAAGCACAACUCGAAGGCCAAGGUCAUGGUGGCCUCUCACAAUGAGGACACGGUACGCUUCACACUACGCAGGAUGGAGCAGCUGGGCCUGCAUCCCGCUGACCACCAGGUGUACUUCGGACAGCUGCUAGGCAUGUGUGACCAAAUCAGCUUCCCGCUGGGCCAGGCCGGCUUCCCUGUGUACAAGUACGUGCCUUAUGGCCCGGUGAUGGAGGUGCUGCCCUACCUGUCCCGCCGCGCCCUGGAGAACAGCAGUAUCAUGAAGGGCGCCCAGCGAGAGCGGCAGCUGCUGUGGCAGGAGCUGUGGCGGCGGCUCCGCACUGGCAGCCUCCUUCAGUACCCAGCCUAGCCAUGUACCCACCACAGCUGCACAGUCUGUGAUCUCCCUGGGUUGCAGGGCAGGGAAGGGAUUCUAGGGGGGACUCUGGGUGCACACCAUCACCACGGCUUCAGUCCAACUCCAACCUCACAGAAUUCACCUGUUUGGUAUCUGAAACUUGACAGCCAUUGGGAGUGGCGUUUCCUGCCCUUGGUCCCCGACACCAAUCCUGCCCUGCCCGGAAUGCAGGUACGCAGGCCACCAGGCACUGUCUGGAGUUCUCUGAGCAAGUAAGGGGCCCUCUCUGCUGCUGGCCUGAAGAACCACCUUCUGCCAGGGACUCACACGCACACCCAAGUUUUGGUGGGUAGUGGUCUAGCUGGAAAGCUGCUUGGUCAAUAAAUCACUGUUCUGAAGGUGA